Messenger RNA from Hymenoscyphus albidus, 3545 nucleotides. The record is from the annotation of a GenBank genome assembly. NCBI's taxonomy places the organism in Eukaryota, Fungi, Ascomycota, Leotiomycetes, Helotiales, Helotiaceae.
AUGAAUCCUCAAUUACCGAAUACCGCGACCAAUGUCCCCCAAGUAACGCCAGUUUAUACUAACCAUUUCCGAGCUGUGAUCAACCCUCAGGUACAGAUACUCAAAUACACGAUCCACCUUGGUGACCUUGGAGCUCCUCGACCACCAGGUCAACCGCCAAGGACGCUAUCUAAAGAAACCAAAAGAUAUUUGAUCAACCAACUGCUAACCAAUAUAGCCCAUAAUCCAACAGCCCAUGACAAUUGGGCAUGCGACUACGACUCGAUUGUAAUCUCUGCUGGCGCACUCUAUAAUGAUUGUCACCUUACGAAUACUUCAGCGACAAAGCUCUAUGAGAGAACACAACACCAAGGUGCUAACGGAGGUAACCCUACAAUGAUGAUUGAAGAAGCUACAGUUACAUGCGAGGGGCUUGUCGAUAUCGCUGGCCUCAACAUGUAUCUGACAUCUCAACAAUGGCACUGGAUACCAAGUCAUGUCACCGAAACCUUGAACGCCAUGAAUAUCAUAUCGUGGAAGCAGGUUUAUGACCCUACUUUUCGAGGAGGAAUUGCCGGCAGACGAUUCUACCCUCGAAACGGCAAUUGUGAAGACGAGGCCCAGGCCAUGCGGAACGGUGAAGUAUUCCUCAUACGGAGAGGCUACAGCACAUCAAUGCGUCCAGGAGCUGGAAGUGUCUACCUCAAUGUUCACACCUGUGCUUCUGCUUUCUAUUCUCCGAUGCUGCUUAGUGACUGGAUACAGCACAAGUGGGGAGGUCGACGAUCCGGGUUGGUUGAAUUCCAGAGACAGUUCAAAAAUGUCAGGGUAAAGGUUGACAGUCUGGGUAACCUCAGCCGGACUUGGCGUAUAUUUGGAAUUGCGCCUGGGGAUAUUUCGACCGUUACCUUCAUUGACAGUAGUGGCACACAACAAAACGUGCAGCAAUACCUACCAACCCGUAAGUGUAACAAGACAUUUCAUACCUAUGUACAUUACUUGCUCUUUAACUUAAUCUAUUUAGAGUAUGGUGGAGUGAUCAGAAUGACAGACCACGGUAUUAAUGUCGGAAGUGGUACUCGCCAGAUUUGGUUCGCUGCUGAGUAAUUAAGAAUUUGUGAUUGGCAAAUUUUGUCCAGAACUGUGGAAGAUGGAGACAGACGUCGAAUGAUUCGUUUUGGGGAGAAAAGGACUCAUGCAAACAAAACCUUGAUCCUUGCUGCCACGCAAAACGAACUGCAAUUUGGUGGUGGAUUUUAUAAUGUAUGUCUACAAAAUAAUACCCGCUGAAGAAAACGGCUGACCAGAACGCUUUGUACCCAGAACUUCGGACUAAGGAUUUUCCCUAACUUCGUGACGCUCAACGCGACUCAGUUGGAACUCCCUGUGGUGAUGUAUUCCCACAAUCAAGACCCCCCAAUCAGAGUCACACGGGCAUCUUGGAACUUAGCCGACCCCAAAAAUAAAAACGCGCCUCCUAUACCACUACUUAGAGGAGCUGGUAGCCAGGCUUACAUAGGUAUCUUCAUACUAAAUGGUCAGAACAUCAACCGGCAGCUGGGACCUACUCUUGUAACCGCUUUAAGGCAAUACGGGGUUAUUGCUCCUGGCAAUGCACAUAUUCUCAGGUAUCAAGACGUCAUCUUACCCACCAAUGCAGGAACCAACACAUUUCGCACUGGUUGCCAAAAUUCGUUGCGUGCAGCAUACAACACCAUCCGGACUUAUAACAUAGGGGUUAUUUUGGUGGUACUGCCACAGCCUCUUCCUUUUGGAAUUUCCAGGCAAGAUUACUAUGCUGAAGUAAAAAGAUGGGGUGAUUGUGAAGUUGGUGUACCGACCAUCUGCCUUCAAGGAAACAAUUGGGACCUUACAAGUCGGCCCGAAUUCCGGGCUAAUCUCAGGUUAGUACCCGGCAAUCUCACGAGUCAUCGGACUCGAGAAGCACAAAAUAUUGACACGCUAUUAGCCUCAAGUUUAACUUCAAACUGGGUGGUGAGAAUCAUGGAAUUAAGGGCUCUCAAGGACAGGUUGGGGGAGGCGAUGGACUUGCUGGAAGCCCGGAUCAUACUAUGAUUUUUGGGGCCGACGUCACACAUCCAGGCACGCAAUCCGAGGCAACAUGCCCUUCGUUGGCGGCUGUUGUAGCUACCGAUGGCCACGGAUCCUCUAAUUAUCUAGCAUCAGGAAGGGUACAGGAAACAAGACAAGAGGUAUGUACUUUCUCUUGCUUGCAAGUUAUAAUCUCUGAUGAUGGGCACGACUAACAUCAUGAAGCGCAUUGAGGAUCUGAGGUCCAUGGUCCAAGAAAGAAUCUUGGCUUGGGUGGAUAGAGCGAAUGACGACCCCAGAAUACAAGAUGCCUAUGUUCUGCCAAAGAUGCUUCUUUUCUACCGUGAUGGUGUCAGUGAGUCGCAGUAUGAUAUGGUCCGAGAUCAAGAGGUUCCGGAAAUUCGCGCCGGUUGCACUUCUGCUCUAGCGCAUUUGAAGGCCGCAAACCAAGCUCUUUAUGUCAAAUUGAUGGGCAACCAAACUCCUGCCGACUUUCGUUACGCACUUGUGGUGGUAGUAGCUGCGAAGCGCCACAACACUCGCUUCUACCCAGUGACUACAACAGCCGGUAACAAUGUCAAUCUCACAGCGGGCAAGGCAUUCGAACAGUCAAUUCUACCACCUACCUAUGAGAGCUUCUUUCUACAGAGCCAUCGUAGUCGCCUUGGCACAGCUCGGAGUAGCUACUACGUCGUCAUCACAAAUGUCGAUCGCCAAAAUAGCCCAGUGGGACUGCCUAUUCCACGACUCCAAGAAAUUGUAAGUAGAUGUUGAUGCCUAUAAUCUCUGCAUGGUCUAACCUCUACCAAAGACAAACAAACUCUGUUAUACGAGUUCACGAACUACGAAUGGUAUUUCCAUCGCCACGCCAGCGCGCUAUGCAGACUAUGUUUGUGAUAGGCUCUGCCUUUACACGAGACCCGCUAUGGUUCGCAAAUUCCGAUUUGCAUUUCCGCUUCCUGCUGCUGCAGUAGCCAAUCAACCAACUCCGAUGGAAUAUGCAAAUGAUACUCGGCUUUGGCGCAAUAACCAAGCGACAGGACCGAACGAUAAUCCGUGGCGAUCAAACUUGAAAAAUGUCAUGUUCUACAUCUGAAUCAUGAAAUCUCUUCCUUCUAGUAGAUUUCGUCAAUUCUCAUAAUAGAUGACAAGAAGAGCGGGUGUCUUCCAUGGCAGGUACAAGGUGGUGACCGUGGUUUUGUUUGGCCUUUAUCCGUAUUUGGGUUUUUCGUUUUCCGUCACAUUCCCCCUUUCACCGCAACGCUUUCUUGCCCUGUUCAUGUUUUGUCCUUUUUAUUCUGAUUUUGAGUACUGAAACUAGGGCAUUGGGUUCUGCUUUAUUCUGGUUUUGCAUGUUUGGCGUUUGAUUUUUUUCCUGGGUUUUGAUUGGUCCGCUAAGCGAGGGAAUUUAUUCGGAAAGGGGGGCGUUAAUUUGGCGAUGAUACCAUUCAAUUCAUGUACACUAGUCUUUUUUAUGGACAAUAUUUGUUGAAGUCCAUCCCACUCUAAGUUGG